CCCAAAUGUCAAAUUAUAAAUAAUUAUCUAGAAGUAAUGGCUCCCCUUUUUAGGACGUCCCCGAGAAAAUUUUUGCAGUCGUGUUUUAUUUUAUACCGAAGUUAUUGUGACAAGAAAAAAGUUAAAAAAACACUAACAAAAGAGUUUUCACAGACAAGAACUCUUAACCUGGAUCAAAGCGCAGCUAUUAUAACAGGUGGCGCGGAAGGAAUUGGGUUGGCCAUAGCAAGAGUUUUCUUAAAAUGUGGAAUAUGUGGAAUCGCAGUGGCAGACUGCAAUAAAGAAAGAGGACGAGAAUGUAUUAGAAACUUAGCAUGUGAAUUUGGCGAUAACAAGAUCCUUUUCUUUGAAGGGGACAUGUCGCAUUCUAAGUUAUUUGAUCGAGUUUUUAAAGAAACUUUGAACCACUUUGAAAGGGUCGACAUCGUCAUUAACAAUGCUGGCAUAAUGAACGACUGCAACUGGGAAAGUCAGCUAAAUUCUAAUUUGGCAACUACAAUAGUUGGAACUUUGCUCGGCAUGCAGUAUAUGUCCAAAACAUCAUUUGGCCAAGGAGGCACCAUAAUCAACAUGGCAUCCAUCAUGGGUCUAAUUCCGUCAACAGGUUAUCCCGUUCAUACGCUAACUCAAUUUGGUAUUGUUGGGUUUUCACGUGCCAUUGGUGCCGUUAACCAUUAUGACAGGACUGGUGUGAGAGUCACGGCUCUCUGUCCGGGUUUGACCAGUACAAAGUUACUAAAACAAGCCCCUUAUCACGCCAUCAACGAAAACUUCCGAAAAGAGUUUAAAGAAGAAUCCGGAGGAUGCACUCUCCAAAAGCCCGAAAGUGUCGCUGUUGCCACUUUGGACAUUUUAGCUGACGCUUUGCCAGGAUCUGUUUGGGUUGUAGAAAACGACAGCAAACCUUAUGAGAUUCGGUUUCCCGAAGUAGCUGACUUACGAUUUAAAAAUAAAUGCUAAAUUACAUUGUAAACGUUUGUAAAUCGUACACAUGACUUUCAGAGUGGAUCGUUUUGUCUUGUCGUAGUCUCGUGAAAUUAGUGCUUAAUGUUUUCAACAUGUGUGUUGUGAAAAAUUAUGUAAUUAGAUAAUGG
Molecule: messenger RNA, 1094 nt
Organism: Zophobas morio
Lineage: Eukaryota; Metazoa; Arthropoda; Insecta; Coleoptera; Tenebrionidae
Product: 15-hydroxyprostaglandin dehydrogenase [NAD(+)]-like
Exons: 5
Coding region: 37-960 (307 amino acids)
Cellular component (GO): cytoplasm
Molecular function (GO): oxidoreductase activity, acting on the CH-OH group of donors, NAD or NADP as acceptor
Source: RefSeq, a predicted model, not a curated record